This is a messenger RNA of Lotus japonicus, 2257 nucleotides long. RefSeq lists its product as uncharacterized. The transcript is spliced from 6 exons. The record is from RefSeq and is a predicted model, not a curated record. NCBI's taxonomy places the organism in Eukaryota, Viridiplantae, Streptophyta, Magnoliopsida, Fabales, Fabaceae. The coding region runs from base 218 to 1888 and encodes 556 amino acids.
CCCCCACUCUCAUCCAACGGAGCCGAAUGAAAUCAGAAACACCAAUCUCAAACGCAGUCGUUUCACACCCUCCUUCCGCUUCUUCACGCGCCAUGCUUUCCCAUUUCCAUCGAAGACUCUUCUUCUCUUCUGGGGUUCGUUAAAUCCGCAGCAAGCGAAGAAGAUUCACACUCUCACACACACACAGAGAGAGAGAGAGAGAGAGAGAGAGAGAACCAUGGAAGCUUCGAAGAAGAUCGAGAUCGUGAUCAAGAAAGCCAACGAUCACUGGGCUUUUCUGGAACAUAUUGAAGCACCUAUGUGGGCAGAUUUGACUCUCGAAGCUAAUUCUCUUGGUGAAGACAAAAGUGAUGGUGACUGGUUCAACACAAGCCAUCCGUUUCACCAGUGGUCUGCACGUGAGUUAAAAUCUAAAUUUUCUCACCCUGGUGAGGAGAUAGUGACAUCAAGUGUGGAUUUACAAGGAUUAACUUCACCGAAGCUACCUUCCUCAGUCUCGAGAUCAAGAGGGAAAGACUACAACAGCAAGAAGUGGGAAGGAACUAAUCUGAGUAUUUUGUUGGACAAACAGCAGGGUUUAAGUGGGAGAUGCUUGCAGCAGGGUUCCAGAUUUGCUCAGGAAGUAAAACCCAAAUCGAAAUCAAUUGCCGGCAGGCCAAAUGGAUUAUUAAGUACAAAGUUGGGAUUGCCUUAUACUGGCAGUGGAAAAACUAAGUCCAUUGCGAGUUGCAGUAGCAAUCUGGAUGACAAGAGUGGUCAAAGCUCCACAAGAAGCACGAUUACAUCUGAAAACACUCUGCAGAAACAUAAGGAGGUGACUAGGCAGCCUUGUGAUAAAAAAAGCGGAAGUUUAUCAGUUAUGAGUAGUCUUGGGAAUCGUUGUGUUACAAAAAAGGCCUCAACCUUUCAAAGACAGCAAUGUAUGGGUGUGUCGAGUCAACCUUUUGAUCAGAAAAGUAGAAGUUCUUCAGUUAGUGUUAGUCUUAGGAAAAGUUAUGUUACAGCUUCAAGAGUGGAGGUUGGUGUUGAUAGCAUGCUAUCAAGGAGUCGUAAAUCUUCUUCCGGGAAGUCAAGUGUAGGGUCAUGUUCAAACCCUGGUUAUGGAGCUAAAAUUGUACCAAAGCAGCGGAGCGAGAAAAUCAGAGAUGGGAAAGAUGUGAACGCAAUGGAUCAUGCAGAUAAAAAGGGACGCAACCCUGGAAGUGGAAGCUCUACGGUUAGUAGUGUUAGUAUUAGGAAAAGUUAUGUUACAGAGAAAGCCUCGAAAGUAGAGAUGGGUGUUGAUAGCAUGCAGUCAAGGGGCCGUAAAUCUUCUUCUGGGAAGUCUAGUGUUGGGUCAUGUUCAAAUUCUGGCUUUGAAGCUAUGUUUGCAUCAAAGCAGCAGGGAGAGGAAAUCACAGAUGAGAAAGAUUUGAUGAAUCCAGCAGUAAAAAACAGAUGCAACCCUGGUAACAAAUCCAAGGCAUCUGUCGUUCUAAUUGAAAGAGCAAACUUUGGUAACAGAAAGGGAGGCAACAUUGAUUAUGCAAAACCAGCAUACCAUAGAACUGCAAAAUCAUUGGUCCAGUCUCAGUUUACAAGUUCAAGGGCUAAGUUACCAUGCAAAGUCAACAAAGAAAACUCUUGUACUGGUACUAAGGAGAGACUAGGAACUAGCAAGGUUAAAGGAAAAGAGAAUGCUAUAAGGAAUGUAACCAUGAAUCAGAAAUGUAAUGAAAGAGGUGUUCGUGCUGGGGGCACCUUAAAAACUCAAAGAACUACAGGACACGUUCACCGGCAGAAUGAUGACAUAGCAGGAUCAGCUGCUUUGACAAUACUGGGAAAAGUCACAGAUCAACGUGAAGCAAAGAACCCAACUAACAGAGACAGAAGGAUUUACCUAAGGUAAAUGAGCAGAGCUGCGUGAUUCUUUUCUUUCAUGGAGUUAAAGGGAUUAGGGAUAGAAGUAGCCUAGCCUCAUCUGGAAAUCUGGCCAUGUCACUUGCAUCAGUGAAGCCUUAUGGUAUUUUGUAUAUAGCGUGAGUGAGGCUAUGUUUGCAUUUACGUUAAACCGAACGUAUCCCCAACGCUCCAACAGACUCUCUUUUACGUUUAGGCACUUUGAAAUUGAACACAAGUAUUCCAUGAGAGACCGACCGACGUUUGGUCUAAAACCAAACACACACUGCGUCUUUGCAAUGCUGGUGAUAAAUUUUGGUUGCUGUUUUUAACAGGAAUAUCCUUCUCUUUGCAAUACCAUUUUGUGGUUUUCCCUUCA